UGUAUGCCGUAGCAAAUACGGAAAAGGUGUGUUUACUGUACAGCUUCUGUCUAGCUAUUUUGAGUUAGCCAUUUUAACGUGCAAAACAUUAUGAAAUUAACAUGUUAUUCAUAACGUAGCUUGAGUAUUAAACAAUAGGAUUGUGGCGGGGAUGUGGCUAAAUAAUGGGAAACGUUUUCGGGAGAAAGAGUCGACCUUCUCGAGUUACGGAUCAAGACAAAGCUAUUCUGCAACUGAAACAACAGAGAGAUAAACUUAAGCAGUACCAGAAGAGAAUCAACUUACAGCUGGACAAAGAGAGGUUUCUGGCCAAGCAGCUGCUGAAAGAUGGCAAAAAAGAGAAGGCCUUGCUUCUUCUCAAGAAGAAACGCUACCAGGACCAGCUACUAGACAAAACCGAAAACCAGAUUUCAAACCUGGAACGAAUGGUUCAAGAUAUUGAGUUUAUUCAGAUUGAAAUGAAGGUGAUCGAGGGCCUCAAGGUUGGCAAUGACUGCCUGAAGAGUAUGCAUGAGGUCAUGUCUAUAGAGGAUGUAGAGAGGAUCAUGGAUGAGACCCAGGAAGCGAUUGAGUACCAGAAGCAAAUAGACGAGAUGCUGACAGGGUCCCUGUCACAAGAGGAUGAAGAUGCUGUACUAGCUGAGCUGGAGGCUAUUACUCAGGGAGAAGACGUAGCUUUGCCAGAGGUCCCCACUGAGCCACUACCAGAGGUGACAGAAACAGCAGAACCAGAGAGGAAGACUGCAAAAAGCAAGCAGGGCAGAGAGAUGUUGGCUGCCUAGAGACACCACAGCUGAAGGGAGAUGGAUCGUGCUCUCAGUCUCCAUGGAGAAAGGACUGCUGGCAAAUGCUGCUCUGCUGGGCUUCCGUUACCUUGGCUCAUCCUGAUGGGGUAGAAGAGAGGCCGAGGACAGUUAACAUCACUGCACUCACUACAUCUCAGUAGAUUGGAAACAGAGUAUACUGUAGAUGCCUUUUGUCUACUGCUUCCCUCUCUAGUCAACUUUUUUUUUAAAUAAGGAACAAAAAUGUAAAGGGAAAACGAUUCAGUUUUCUCUGUUCUUAACCUGGAUUUGCCAUUCAAGUCCGACUAGUUACUGUACUCAUUAGGACAAAACGAAACGGUGGAAGUGUACUUUUUAGAAAGUCAUUUUACAUAUUAAAGUCAAGUGUGGCUAACAGUUUUGUAUUUGGGUUGUUGAUUGUAUUUAGUUGAAUCAUUCCCAGUAAAUAUGUAUCUUAUAUUAAGUAUUAAUUAAGGGUUACUAAGUAUUACUAUUAUGACCCAGUGUAUUUAGAGCAUUCGAUUUUUGCAUCUUUGUUCAUUACAUUGUAUAGUAUUUUAAGCGGUGGAAUUUUACAACUUUAUCGUGUGAAGCUCCGUGACCGAAAGAUGGCGCCAUGCGCCAGUCUAUGUGCUCUUUAAACGGUUUGCAAAAUAAAUAAAGGUGUCUUGAUUGUGGUGACCCUAGAUGACCAGGAGGGGUUAAUGUCCCUCUAAUCA
Molecule: messenger RNA, 1504 nt
Organism: Hypomesus transpacificus
Lineage: Eukaryota; Metazoa; Chordata; Actinopteri; Osmeriformes; Osmeridae
Product: charged multivesicular body protein 6-like
Exons: 8
Coding region: 165-782 (205 amino acids)
Biological process (GO): vesicle budding from membrane; late endosome to vacuole transport via multivesicular body sorting pathway
Cellular component (GO): multivesicular body; ESCRT III complex
Source: RefSeq, a predicted model, not a curated record